Synchiropus splendidus (mandarinfish) is the source of this 965-nucleotide messenger RNA. RefSeq names its product protein jagunal homolog 1-B. Gene Ontology annotation, biological process: vesicle-mediated transport; granulocyte colony-stimulating factor signaling pathway; endoplasmic reticulum organization. Gene Ontology annotation, cellular component: endoplasmic reticulum membrane. Lineage: Eukaryota; Metazoa; Chordata; Actinopteri; Syngnathiformes; Callionymidae. The record is from RefSeq and is a predicted model, not a curated record. The transcript is spliced from 5 exons. The coding region runs from base 191 to 742 and encodes 183 amino acids.
UUCACUUGCGCUUGAUAGCAGCCUCGUCAGAUAGUGUGUUUCGGAACUUGAUGGUCAUCCGCAUAUAAUACAAUGACGGGGUGAAAUAUCAAAUGAAGUCAGAUGGGUGGAUAAGCACUUGACGAGUGAGAUGUGGAGGAUAAGGCAGACUGAAGGACACCAUUAAUGAGGCAGCUUGUAGAUCUUGAGGAUGGCAUCGAAAGACGGACCCCGAGCUUCAGGCACUGAUGGCAGCGACUUUCAGCACAGAGAGCGGGUGGCAUCUCACUACCAGAUGAGCGUUGCUUUGAAACGUGAAGUCCGCAAACUCAACAUUGUCCACCUGGUGGUAUGGUUCUUGAUUGCUGCUCAGGUUGUCGUGAGUCAGCUGAGUCUGGUGUCCCACAAGACAGUGGCGUCUCCGUACCGAUGGGAAUACCCCUACCUACUCAGCAUAGCUCCCACCAUCUUCAGCUUUCUGGCCUUGCCCCGGAACAACAUCAGCUACCUGGUCAUCUCUAUGAUCAGCGCCGGACUUUUCUGCGUGGCCCCACUGAUAUACGGAGCCAUUGAGAUGAUGCCUGCGGCCCAGCAGCUCUAUCGGCACGGCAAAGCUUACAGAUUCAUAUUCGGUUUCACUGCCGUCUCAGUGCUGUACCUGGUGAUCGUCAUCUCAGUGCAGGUUCACGCCUGGCAGAUCUACUACAGCAAGAAGCUGCUGGACCAGUGGUUCACCAGCACACAGGAUAAGAAGAAGAAAUAAGGAGGCAGAGGAUGAACUUGGACUUAGAAUCUCAGUCACUGAGACUUGGUGGCUUUCUCUGUAUUUAUAUAGUUGACAGGCACCAAUGUUAAUGCCUCCUCUCUCACAUCCAGCUGAAUUGUCCGGCGAUGGCUAAACGUGUCGCUCUGUCUUCAGUGAAUGAGAUGACUAUUUUCAACAGCUGCUGUUUUUGAUCAUUAAAUUUACAUAUAAUGUUGUGUGU